Molecule: messenger RNA, 1005 nt
Organism: Sugiyamaella lignohabitans
Lineage: Eukaryota; Fungi; Ascomycota; Dipodascomycetes; Dipodascales; Trichomonascaceae
Exons: 1
Coding region: 1-1005 (334 amino acids)
Biological process (GO): regulation of transcription by RNA polymerase II
Cellular component (GO): chromatin
Molecular function (GO): DNA-binding transcription factor activity, RNA polymerase II-specific; RNA polymerase II cis-regulatory region sequence-specific DNA binding
Source: RefSeq, a predicted model, not a curated record
AUGUCUUCCCAUGUCCAACAGUCAAUUCCUCCUGGGCUGCUAUCGUUGCUAGUUACAAAAUAUGAAGAGAAAUCUAAGAAACAUGCCAUUCAGAAUUUAUACCGGCUACAGGUUGAAUCUUAUAAAAAUGACUCUGGAAAAUAUGAGUGUCCUAUUUGUCAGAAAUCAUAUGUUCAUUUCAAACAUUUAAGAAGACACAAUAGACAGCAUACGGGUUAUAGACCACACGUAUGUCACAUUUGUAGAGAUACCUUCUGUCGAAGUGACAUUUUAAAGCGUCAUUAUGAAAGAUGCUUUUCAAAGUUCAUCGCCACUGGUAAGCUAUCAGCAAAGAGCAGGGUACCUAAAGUUUCAAAGGAGUAUGUCCAAAGUGCAAACUCACCACCAUUAACCGACACACCAUUACCAGACCAGCAUCUCUCCACCACUGAUCCUGUCACACUUCCUGGAAACAUGAUGGGAGGCACUGAUACGAACUCUAAAUUAAACUACACACCAACAUUUUAUCCUGCCCAUCCAUCUCCACCAUCGCUAGAUUAUAUACAAUCCAGAGAUGAAUUCAGACAAGUUGUACCUCGACAGCCAAUAUAUUCAAGUGACAACAUUUCAAUUAUGCCAAUCGACAGUCCCGAGUAUAUAUCAAGUCCCGGGCCGCCUAACUGUCCAGGAGCUGGCCCGCUUAUAAAACAAGAAGAACUUACGCCACCUGCCUUUGAGUCCUAUUCAGCCAGGGAUUCAUGUACGUCUUUGGUUUCUCCGGUUAGCCUUGAUGAGACUGUAAACUCAUUACCAAUUACUGGUAUAGUUGAUGAUACCCCACCUACAGAAAAUGAAUACUUCCCUAGAUUCGUUUCAAAUAUCCGUAAACCUGGGCAAUUUUAUUGCGAGGAUACGUAUGGAUAUAGACCAGAUCAGACUACUAUCAUUGCAAAUGGUCCUAGGAUAAUAUCCGUAAGCUCGGCUUCUAAUGACAUUGUUCUCCGAUGGUUAGAGCCUGACUGGUAA